Bactrocera oleae (olive fruit fly) is the source of this 15614-nucleotide messenger RNA. It is a transcript of the gene NetB, whose product is annotated as Netrin-B. Lineage: Eukaryota; Metazoa; Arthropoda; Insecta; Diptera; Tephritidae. Gene Ontology annotation, biological process: animal organ morphogenesis; tissue development. The record is from RefSeq and is a predicted model, not a curated record. Gene Ontology annotation, molecular function: protein binding.
AGUACAAAAUCAGCUCUCGUCACGUACAGAACGAAAAGUGUAUUCACAGUGAAGUCAUAACGGUUCGUGGUCGUCGUUGUCGCCGUUUGAGAGUAUGUUUAUGUGUAUGGUGAAUGUAUUGCCGGUAAAACGAAGCGCAGUUCGUGGUGUAUUAUUAGAAGGAAGUGUGUAACGAAACGAAACGAGUAAUAGACGACGCGUUGAUGCGAGUACCGGAAUCGGAAAUAAAGUGUAGUGUAAAGUGUAUUGUAGGCUAUAAAGAAUAAUCAAAGUAACAACCACCCACCGUCGAGGGAGGGUGAGUUCGUGCGUUUCAUUCAGUUGUGGUGCCAAAGGAAGGAAGUGUGGUGAAUUUUGAAAUAUAUCAAAAGCUAUACAAUACACAGGCAACGCAUAACACCUCGCGUGAUAGUUAAUAGUGGCGUAGCGUGUCGUGUAAGUGAUUCGGCAGCCGAUUGCUGCUUGUACUAAGCCGAAAAAUAGUUGGUUAGCUGCUGCCUAGGCUACUAGGCAAACUGGUCCAUGCGUGCAGAUAAUUAGCAAACGCUGGCACGUUCGCAACGUCAGAAGAACGUCAGCAGCUGACCGUGUUGGACCACUAACACGGCAGCUCCAACGACCCCACUGUGGGUAGUCCAAAUCAAAGUCGUUACCAAAGGAAAGUGUUUUGUGUGAACAAAAGAUUUUUUUAAUAAAAAUAUUGGCAAAUGUUGUUAUUGUUGUGCGUGUGAAGUAAGCACAUAAAUAGGCGUCAGAACGCCUGUCAGUUCUUUUUGCGUCUUCUUUUUUGAACGUAUUUUACGUACUCGCGCCUUGCCUUUGCCACCGCCAAUCCGUCCACAUAACGGACAGCUGUUGCGCUUGUUCGUGUGUGGCUCUUGGCUCUUUUGGUAUUCCACGUCGUCAACGGCUGAUGGCCGUCUGGUCGCGAGGCUAGAUCAGCGACACGGUAGACAGUGUGACGCCGAGACCCAGCUAGCGCUUGCAGUGUCUUAACGAAUGCUAUUUUUGGACUUGACUGUGUGUUGCGGGAGCGUAUAGUUUAUGAAAGACGUACACACAUCCAUAUAUUUGUACAUACUUUAAGUACGCGAAAGGAAGAGCGUCUGGUGGCGUGUCUCGAAAAUUAAUCACCAAACAACGCGCGCGUGGGCUACGACUGAUAAGCGACGUGUGUUAAGUCAAUCACAAAAGUGAUAUUUCAUUGUAAAACGAAAAGAAGGAGGGCAAAUACGACACGCGCGCUGAUGGAAAAUUCGCACUGAGCUCGCCACCUUCAGUCUAGCUAAAAAACUCCCGCAGUACUUAGGCUUCUACAGCACGAACACGUCUAUGCAAAUUGGUUGUGGUGCGCGAAUUUUUUGUUGUGGCCUGCAAAUUCAGUCGCAAACGUAGAGGUGCGAAUAAAAGCCAGGUCGAGCUCAUAGACACCAGACAUUUUUUGCGUUUCUUUUCAGCGCGCAUUAAGUGCAACUUUGUGUUAAGUGCAACGGCUUGUAGUGCAUUCCAGCGCUUGUACUCUUUUUCGUGUCACGAUUUUUUUUACACUCUAUUUUCUGCGGUAGACGCCGGUUCCGCACGCCGCAAAAUCCCAAUGGGCAAUUAACGUGCAAACGUGUUGUCAUUUAAUUAAAAAUUAAAAAUUCUACUAGAAUACAAAUUAGCCGGAGGAUCGGUCGGUCGUCUGUACGUACGGGUAGGUCCGCAAUUGCAUGCAGCACGUGCUGUGGUUGAAGAGUGGACCCGCGCUUGAAGCAGAGUGUUGAAGGCAAAUAGCAAAAAAAAAAUAAAAUUGCGAAAAAAUAAUAAAAAACACAACAAAAACAACACGACAUCGUAGAAUAUUGCUAAUAGGAAGUAUUGCAAGUGUUAAUCGGUCGCGUGUGACUUGAAUACUUGAAACGCGCACAACUCGUACGUUUGCAUGCAACGCAACUGAGCAGAGCUAAAUUGCUAAAAAUUAUAAGCAGAAAACAUUGAGUAAUGUGUACGCGCGCAAACAUGACAACCACUAAGACCGCAGUCUCACACAAUAACAAUAAAGAUAAUAACAAAGCCUGCCAUAGACGCUUCAGCGUCUUGCACAACAUGCCAGCUGUCAUCUGCUUUUGCAUUUGUAUGCUCAGCUAUGCGCUGAAACCCAUCAGCAGUGUUGCUGCCGCUGGCGCCUCCUCCUCUGCGCAUUCCGACAGCGACCCUUGCUACUUCGAGGACAAACCGCGCAAGUGUUUGCCCAGUUUCGUGAAUGCGGCCUACGGUAAUCCCGUGCAGGCGUCCAGUGUUUGUGGUGCAAGUCGACCGGAGCACUUCUGCGAAAUCAAUCGCGAUGGCACGCUCAGCGAGUGCAACGUGUGCGACAAUAGCCGUGCCGAAACGCGUUUUCCCGCUAGCGCCUUAACUGAUUUGAAUAAUCCCAACAAUGUGACUUGUUGGCGGUCGGCGAGUGUGCCAGUGCCGGCCGAUGUGGAUAUUGCGCCACCGGAUAAUGUAACGCUCACACUGUCGUUGGGCAAGAAAUAUGAAUUGACCUAUGUAACUUUGUCAUUCUGCCCGAAAUCGCCACGUCCCGACUCAUUGGCCAUAUAUAAGAGUUCUGAUUUCGGUCAGACCUGGCAACCCUUUCAGUUCUAUAGCUCACAAUGUCUGAAAUUUUAUGGACGACCGGAUCGCGCUAAAAUCAGCAAGUUCAAUGAGCAGGAAGCACGUUGCAUAGACUCACAUCGCGAUGGCAGCACAAAUCGUUUCGCAUUCAAUACACUCGAAGGUCGUCCCUCGGCCAAUGACCUGGAUGCAUCGCUUGUACUGCAGGAUUGGGUUACCGCCACCGAUAUACGUGUUGUAUUCCAUCGGCUCGAGUUGCCACGAGAACUGGCAGCGGCGCAGGCAAAGGAUGCUGCCAAACCAGACGCGAAUAGUUUUAGCGAUGAGAUGGGCAGUAGUCAGGAGGACGAAGACGACGAAGAUGAGGAGUAUGAUUAUAAUCUGCAAGGCAACGAUAGCACAUAUGAAGAUGAAGAAUAUGCUGCCGAACCAAAAAAGCAUUUGGAGUUGGACGAUGAUAAUUUAGAUUUGGACUAUCCAAACGAUGGCGGUAUCAGCAUCGUGCCAGAGGUCAAACGUUAUAACAUUAAACCAAAGCUGACCGCCUAUGAGAAACAUUACCAAGCCAAAACAGCGCUUGCUGCAGCUGCGGUCGCGAGCACCACAAAAGCGGACACCGCAACAUUGGACAAACAUGCGGUCGCCAGUGAUGGCAAAGUAGCGCCUAAGCCUACUACCAAGGAUCUAUUGUCUAUUUCACAACAUUAUGCCGUCUCGGAUUUUGCAGUUGGUGGACGCUGCAAGUGCAAUGGUCAUGCCUCCGAAUGUAUAGCCACAGUGGGACCCAAUGAUGCGCUACCACGCAUGUAUAAUGCUGGCGAUGACUUCGAUGGCACUGGUGCUGCGCACACUAAUGGCAAUCACAACAACAUCAACAACAAUAAUAACAACGCCAAUGUGAAUGUCAAGUUGACAAUGACGUGCGCAUGCAAGCACAACACAGCCGGACCGGAAUGUGAACGUUGUAAGCCAUUCUACUUCGAUCGUCCAUGGGGACGUGCAACGGACACCGACGCCAAUGAAUGCAAAAUGUGCCAAUGCAAUGGACAUGCUCGACGCUGCCGUUUCAACUUGGAAUUAUACAAACUGUCAGGCCGCAUUUCGGGCGGUGUUUGCUACAACUGUCAACAUGACACAACCGGUCGUUAUUGCCACUAUUGCCGCGAGGGUUUUUACAGAGAUGCCACGAAGGCUUUGAAUAAUCGCAAAGUAUGCAAACGCUGCGACUGUCAUCCUGUUGGCUCUACCGGCAAAACUUGCAAUCACCUCAGCGGUCAGUGUCCCUGCAAAGAGGGCGUGACCGGUUUGACGUGUAAUCGUUGUGCGCGCGGUUAUCAGCAGACACGUUCACAUGUAGCACCCUGUAUAAAAUUACCGUCCAAAGCGAAUAUGAUACAAGCGGAGAGUGCGGUUAGCGAGUACCGAGAACCCGCUGGACCCGAUGACGAAAUGAAAAAAUAUUGCGGCAAAUGCAAGGCCAGCCCGAAAAAACUCAAUUUGAAUAAAUUCUGCAUGGAGGAUUACGCCAUUUUAGCAAAAGUCAUUGGGCAUGACCGCGCUUCGCAGGACAUCAAUACGGAGAAAUUUUCGAUUGAACGACAAAAUGAAAUUUUCAAAUACGAAAUAAAUAUACAGACGAUUUUCAAGCGCAACCCUUUGCAGGGCACAACGAGUUCGCUGCUGGGUAGGGGGCAUAUGAUGUGGCUGGUGCCGCGCAAGAGCCUCGAAUGCCAGUGCCCCAAAAUCAAGUUGAACAAAUCAUAUCUAAUACUUGGACGUGAUUCGGAGGCCGCACCCGGCUACUUGGCCAUCGGACCCAGUUCGGUGGUGCUCGAAUGGAAGGACGAAUGGUCGUUGCGCAUGAAACGUUUCCAGCGGCGAGCGCGUAAAUGUAGUUGAAUCGAACCGGAAACGGAAUAUGUCAGAACGGAUUUCAAUUUCGUACAUUUGGACCGAUAUCGUUUCUUGUAUAAAUUGUACAGUUUACUCAAAUUUUUGACAUUCUUCGGUAUUAUGCUAUAAACAAAGAACAACUAACAAAGUAAACAAGUAACAAAGAACGUAAGAUACAUACAUACAAACAUAUAAUAACGUAAAAAAAAAAACAAAAACAACAACUAUAACAAAAUUUAAAUGAAUAUAAUACAUAUAAACACAAACAAAAUCAUAAUUAUGCAGAAAACUGGAAAAUAGUACUCAAACACACAUAUACACAUACAUAUAUGAAUGGGUUAUAAAGAAAGUAUUAGCAAAAUGUGAAGCGAGAAUUCAUUUAAUGGAAAUAUAGCGAAAAAAAUCGACUUAAUAAAUAUGACUUUAAUGAUUUAUAAACCUGAUUAAGCAGCCCACGUAGACACACACAUACAUAUAUGUAAAAUAUUUUUAUACCCUGAACAGAGUAUAUUAAGUUGGCCACGAAGUUUGUAACACCCAGAAAAAGGUGUCGUCAGUUGAGACAUCGGUCUGAAAUUUUGCACACUAUCUUGUUUCAAAAAUCAGCUGCCCCUUGUUGCAACUGCCGAUAUCAGACCACUAUAGCAUAUAGCUCUCAUACAAAUUAAACAAUCAAAACCAAGCUCUUGUAUAGAAAACUUUUUUAUCUGACGAAAUAUCUUCUCCAAAUUUGCCACGGCUUAUUGCUUAAGGCAACGGUAUAAUAUCCGAAAAAAAUGUUCAGAUCGGAUCAUUAUAGCAUGUAGCUGCUAUACAAACUGGCCGCUCAAAGUCUUGAUUUUGUAUGGCAUCUUUUGUAUAUGUGAAGGGUAUUACGCUUUGUGCAACCGAAGUGAACGCUUUUUCUGGUUUAUAUUAAAUUUAAAUAUUUUUUAAAACUCUAGCAGCACAGUUUUGCAUAAAUCAGCAGUUCUGAUUGCUUUUCUGUUCCCUUUCAUCGCAUUUAAUUUUUGCUAACUAUUUUAUUGUAUUUUUAUUUUAAUUUUGUAUGGCAACUGCUGAUAAAUUAUAAUACUUUUUUUUGCAUUCUCGUAUUUUUUUUCAAUCGCUUAAUUGUGAUUGAUUUGUUUAUUUGUCACUGCGCUCGCCAGCCACUCGCGCGCGUUUUUAAUGAGUUCGCUUAAUUAAGCAAAUAAUCUUUGUGAUUGCGGCAGUUAAUUUAAAAGCAUAUUAUGCAAUCAGUAUUUGCAUACUAGCACAGGUGUGUGUGUGUGUGUGUGUGUUUGCGCUUGAUAACCGUGCAUAGUUAUUGGUUAGUUCUACUCUGGUUUUUUCUUCUUUUGUUUUUGUAAUUUAUACAUAUUCAUUUGAGCGUUAAUUUUGCGCGUUUCACUUGAGCACCGUGUCAGCUUGACAAAGUAGCUGCUGUUUAAGCGAUUUAAAUAUUUAAUUGCGUGGAUAACAAGGUGUAAAAGUGUGGCUAAUCAAAUCAGCCAGUAUUUCGAAUUAAUUUUUUAAUAUCGUGUAGUCAUUCGUUGCAAUAGUAGAGCAAGAUAGUGGUAACAUUCAAAAUCUGUUGAAGAAAUUAUUACAGUUAUUAAUUUUCAUUAAAGGUACAUGCUCUUAACGUCAGACAUGUCAAAUAUUAACGUGGUUGUAAUUUGAGGUUUAAAAAAAAUAUUAUUUUAGAAUAGUUUGCGAUUUUACAAUAUUUUAGAUAGUAGUUGGAUCAAACUAUCAGCAUAAAACGGUAUUUUUGCUAUAUUAUUAUUUUUUAAUUUUGGGACUUGAUGUAUUCGAAAAAAUGGGAAAAACGCUCCCAAAAAAAAAAUUAUGUUAACAACGAAACUUUACAUGAACCAUUCGAAAAUCAAGAUCAUUUUGAAGUUAAAUUUUUCACAUUCAAAGUCGUUGAGAGAUCGCUAUAGGGGCAAAUGUAGCAAAGUUAAUGUUCUUAAACAAAAAAAAAAAAACAGAAAUUUUACUCGACAAACUAUAAAAAGCGGAUUAAUUUCAUAUUAUAGGCUCUGAAUCAGCUGCUGUAAAUUUCAUGUGUUGUUCUUUUGGUCCAAAACUAUUUCUAAGGCUACUUUCGAAAAAAAAUAUUUAGCCACCUUAAAACCAUAUAAAAACAGCUCUCAGUGGCUAGUGCUGGUUGUGGCUUUUGCGUCUUCGGAUUUUGAAACAAUUUCCUACCACUAAGAAGAGAAUCUACACAAUUUAGUAGUCUUAUUCGUUUGUUUGACGAAUUUUUAUGGAGUGAUUUUUUUAAGAGUAACAAAACACUACUGACAUUUUAUACAAAAAGGUUGGCAGAAAAAUUAAAAAAAUGCCUAGAAAAUGUUUAAAGCAAAUCAAAACUCAUAAAAGAAUAAUUAUAAUAAAAUUGAUAGGGUAUUUAGAAAAUAUUUUUGAAAAAUUCUUUUGCAUAUCUUGCAAAAUUUUUAAAAAAUGUUCAGGUGCAACAGUUUGUAAAUUUAGAAAUAAAUGUUAAAAUCGAAAAAACAUCAGUCCCGAAAUAACGACUAUAUUUUUCAUAUCGUAUUCUAUAUACAUAUCGUCACCUAAAAUAUGAAACAAUGUAUUAUCAAAAAAUUCGAAAUUGAGUUUUUUAUUGAUUACAAUUUAGUACAUCAUAUUACAUGUAUGUAAAAAAUUUUAAGCUGCUCUAUCACAUAUAACCAAGUUAUAACUACAAGUAGUAUUAGAUAUUUUUUUAAUAUAAAUAUUUUUAUUUUAUAUCGUUUUUGUCCUCUACUAUUAACUUACAAAAAGUCAUGAUACGCUUUUUUAGCUUUUAGAAUACGAUAUGUAAAUUUAUAUUUUUGAAUUUCUUUUAGUUCUUGCAAUAUUUCUGGAAUACUCAAUGUAUUGGUUGUGCACAUGUUUGCCUUUCCAAAAACUUCGGUUAAAUUCAAUGAAUUAGAGUAGGACAUGUUUUCUGGGGAAAGGGCGUAAUGUGUUCACUCUUAAGAAUAAUUUCAAAACAAAAAUUUUGAUAAUAUAUUUUUUUUAAUUUUCAAAAGUUUAACUUAAAAAAAAAAUAUAAAAAAUAUUGAAAAAUUUUCAAAAGUUUAACACUUAAAAAAAAUGUUGACACAAUUUUUAAAUUUUUUCUGUAUACAUAUUUUCGAAAGCCUACUACUUUUUAACGAAAUAAUGUUAGAGGAGAUUUUUCUUAAAGUUUUUGAUAAAUUUUAUUAGAUACAGUGAGGAACAAAUAAUAUCAAAAGUAUAUUGUCAUGGACUAUCCUUGGUAUUAUGCGGCUUUUCAUAUGCUACAGAACUUCAAAACUCUGGUACAUUCAUUAGAUACCGACAAACAACUCAGAAUAUCCAUUUCUCUUUAAAAUUGAAACUUUAAAAACGAUUUUCGAUUUUAUAAAUCACCAGCUGACAUUUGAACAUGAAACAGGGAAUAAAAACAGAAUACAAUCAAGACAAAUAGCCCAAACAAUAUACAACAAUAACAUAUAUUUAACAACAAAAUCACAGAAAUACAUUUAUAACAAAUAUUGACAGCUAAAAGCCAAAUAACAAGCUCAACAACAACAAAAGCUCAACAACAACAACUUAAAUGUUAACUAUCAGCGAACGUAGCCAAUGUUGUGAAUAGCCAAAGUGGGCGUCCAAACAGGCGACCAACAUGAUUUACAGCAUCACGGUCAUGGUCACACGACUGACAGUUAUACACCGGAAUGUCAGAUACAUACAUACAUACACACAUACAUAUCAUACAUAUAUAUUUAUAAAUAUGUACAAUAAAUGGAGCAGUGGCACGUAUGCUUGCGUUGCGUUAUGAGCUAUGCGGCAACGACUUGAAAUGCCAUGAAAUUCACGCCGAAAUUCGAGAAAUCGAGUGCAGCGGCAGCACGCAACCAGCGUUUACCGAUUUCUGAUAGCGGAAAAUUUGGAGCACCCGCUUUUGGCAUGUAGCAGAGACUGCGCUGAAUAACUUGACGCGCUUGGUAUGGUUUGACUGGUUUAACAUGGCUUUGCAGCUACAACAAAAGUCACUUGGAUUUUUGGAAUUUCUGCUGUGUUGUGUGUUGUUGUUGCUGUUGUUCGAAACAUGCACGGUUGCAUGCGCGACCACCGAAAGCGUUUAUUGGCAUCUUAAUUUACCAGCUUUUUAACAUAUUUGGGUUUAAAUUGUUGUUACUUGUUACAAUUUGACUCUAGUUGUUGGUGUUUUUGUUAUUUUUAAAAAUGCAUCACUUAAGACGUAUUGUUGCACACAAUGAAAAUGAUUUGUUGCCACGAUUUUCGGUGUUUAUAACACAUUAUUUGUUGCGUGGGGUGUGUUGAUAGGGUUGCCAUAGUUCAAAAAUUUUGUUAACGAUUUUAUUGUUUAAGGAAACAAAACGCAAAUAAUUCGAGAAUAUUGUAGAAUCUAAAAUAUAAAUUUUAAAUAGUUAAAUUCUAUGUUUUCCAUAUUAAGACUGCGUUAAAAAUUUGAGGUUAGAGUUGAUCAGUCAUGACUGCCACUGGACUGGAAUGGCACUGCAAACGAAUAAAGCUCAAAUAUUUCGAGAAUAUUGUAUAAUAUCUAAUAUAUAUAUCUCUAGGAAGCUAAAUUCCAUGUUUCUAUGUUUUUCACCAUGAGAAUGAAUUAAAAAUAUUAGGUUAGGCUUGUUCAGCCAUGUCUCAAACUUGUAUAAAACGUUUGCUAAAGUGUUUUUGUAAUGGUUUGAAUGUCAUUCAAAAUUUGUUUGUCAUUGUUUGAUUCCAAAAAUUUCUUAAUCAUUUUCGUAAUGUAAACAUUUUUUUUAAGUAAUAAGCUGCCUGAAAACCGGAAAUUAGAAAACUCUUUCCCUUACAAGGAGAGUUAAAACCAAAUUUUCUACCAAAUAUAUCGUUUUGAAGUUCAUGGUGGGUUCGAGAGCGAAAUCUAUUGUUAGUACAAGUUCAAUGGCACAAAUAAUCAAGUCUCGAUAAGCUCAACGUAGCUGGAUUUAUAUGUAUAAGGUCUCUAAAUACAUCUAUACUUUUAAGCAUGCUGCUCUUCGAAAAGCUCUUGAACAGUGCUGCCAAUUUACUUUAGUUAUCCCAGUUGCUUAUUCGUUUCGCUACUCUCUUAGUAUUAAAAAUAGCGCAUGUUGCAUGAAAAGUAAUAUAUUUUCAAAUAAAAUAUAACUUUUGUGAUUUCAUAAUAUUUAUUAGAGGAGGUUUCGUAUUUGGAAUUUGGCAGAUGCUGCCAGCCUCUUCAAUUAUUUUAAACGAUAUAUGCUGCUAUUAAUAAGCUUUCGAGGAUAUUGCUGUCAACUCAGUAACCAACAAAUAUUAGCGGAAUUCAAAAAACCAGUCAGCUAUGCCCUCAGUAGAGGAAAUAUAUUUUUUUGAACUAAAAAUAAGAAAAUUUAGUUCACUGAAGUUGAACAAUAUCUUAAAAACAAUCAAAGUUAAAAAAAGUGAUGCACAAUAGUCAUUUUGCCAACCUGUCGUUCAAUAUUAAUUUCUGAAAUGUCCAUGAACUCUAUAAAAUGAUUAUAACCAAUCAAAUAAGUAAAAGUUAUAAAUUUCACAGAAUAGUUAUCGAAAUUUUUUUCCUUGUAAUGGCAACCUAGUUCUCUCAAGUUUCUCUACAACAUAUUUAUCUCCAUCAAACAUUACACACAUUCAGCUACGAAUCAUUAUUAAAAUAUUUGAAGUGGAGUUAUACAAUGAGCGCGAAUUCGAUAUGCGACAAUUAACAUAAUUUAUGUUUCAAUUGUGUAGAUUUGACAAUCUCUUCGACAGUUGUGGCAACUGUAGCGCUUUGUGCUGCAACAAAUGCAUUAAUAACAAUUCAGGUUAUAAGUUAUUGUCAAGUGUCGAAUUGUUAUAUGUUUUCUUUAUACUUUUGUAAUGAGGCACCAGUUGUAAUAAGAGUUUAUCUAAUACUAUCAUCUAGCAUUGUCGACAAAAUGUCAAAGUUAUGCAAAGGUGUGUUUAAGAUAUGCGCCAUUUUUAUAAGUGUGUUAAUUAGAUGCCAAUGCGCAAAUAAAAAAUAGAUUUACGUUUUACAACACAAGUUAACUGCGUGUUGCAUAACUCAAAGCAGUUUUAAUUUGAUAUUUGAAUGAAAUAGAUCGACAUUAAUGUCAAUUUUGACAUAUUUCAAACGCUUGCAAUUCAAUCUGAGUUGAGUUCAGUGAAUAUAUUGAGUGGAGAGUUAUGCAUAAACUAACACAUAUUUAUGGUAUAUGGUAACAAAUAUAAGUUAAUGAAAAUUAUUUACAAUUUGUGUAGUUUAAGUAGUUGUGGAACUCAAAAUAGAUAUUGAGACACUGGCAUAAUUAGCUUUUAGAUAAUUUAUAAAAAAUAAUCACCGAAAAAUUAACUAAAGUCUUUUCGACACCAAUAAACACAGAUUAUAUGAAAUUGAGUACCAAUCAAAGUUAAAGUUUUUAAGAAAAUAUGAGAAUGAGCUUCUAGAGAAACAUGCUUGCAAAAGUUGUUGACUUUAUCUUACGCAUACCUUUGCAGCAUGUCAUUAUAUUUGCAUAACUUCAUUCAAAUCGUUCAAGGAAAACCCAACCUACAACUAGGAAUUCUGCGUUGAAACCGAACUAGUUAAACAUUUUUUGGAUCUAUUUUCAAAAGUUUGCUCAGAGAAAGUGAGAGAGUAAGUUAUUAAAAUAAUGAGGCUAGGAACAACAUGGAAUAUAACACUGAUACCGAGACAUCCUUGAAUAAAAAAUCCGAAAAAAAAAAAAAAAUUUUAUUCCAUUUGAGUAGUGGUCUUGCAGUAUAUUCUAACUAUAAUAGUAUGUUUUAUGAGCUUGUAAAUAUACUAGUAUAUAAUAUACUGGGUACAUACACACACAUAUACAUUUGUAUAAACAAGCACCGGCAAAAUUUACAUUAAAUUUUGCAAUUUAUUAAAUGUAAUUAUAGAAUUUAGUUGCCAUUUAAAACAGAGAAACGUAUUUAUUACAAACAACAACAACAACAAAAACAAAUGUGAAAAAUAUAAAAGCAAAAAAAAAAAUUGUAAAAAAAAACUACAAAUGAACAAAAUUAAAAAUGCAUUAAGUUAAAUUCGCUACCGUUAUUUCCUGCCGACGCGCACAGUUGUUGUUGACACCGGCUUGAGUUGCAACAUUUCGUGUACGCGCUAUUCCACCUGUCAGCGACAUAUACGACGGCAAACAUACAGCUGCAUAUGUGUGUGUGUGUAUGGGUGCGUAGUGGAACAUAAAUUUAUGCAACAAAUCGAGCACUCACGCACACAAAUACAUGUUUGUUACCAAUUUAUUGUGCAUACAGUUAUUAAUAAGUGCCGUGAAAACAACAAAAAAACGCAAAAAACAACAAUAAAGGUCAACAAAAAAUCCAUUGUAACACGAAAAAUCGUGUUACUCAUCGGCGGCUCGUCGGCACUCGGUGCGAUUUUUAUUCGAUUUAUUAACGUUAAAUGUAUUUUUUGUUGUUGUUGUAAGAGUAUUUGUGGUUAAUGUGGCCACUCGUUGGGAAUAUGCCAUUUGCACGCUUUUUUCAAGUGUUCUCGUACAUGUAUGUAUGUAUGUAUGUACAUAUGUAUUUUUCACCAUAUAAAUGUAUGUGUGUGCCUGUCUGACAGCUGCUGAUGUGACAGUUGGGGCUGCGUAAAUGAAAUUAAUAACUUUAACUGACAGCAGACAAUGCCUCACAGUUGCCAGAUCAAAUGUUGUACUCGCAUGUUGUUCGUCAUAUACAUACAUAUGUAUGUAUGAGUGGGUGUCUGUGUGUGAAUGCAAUUUGCCAGUGUCACAACGUCGAGAUUUAUUACAAUUCAAUUUUCAAGUAACUUCCUGUUAUGAGAUCGAAUGGUCCUUGUUUUCAUUUAUAAAGAAAUAGCAUUUUCAAGCAUUAAUCGGUUCUAGUUGCUUUUGGCUUUAUGUCUCAAAAGUAAUCCAGAAUGCUAAAUUCGAUAUUUAUAAUGAACUUUCUCUUAAUUUAAGAAUGUGAACUAUAUGUUCUACAUAUUUUAGUGAAUAUCCGUACUUACAUAUUUGCGGACUUACUGAUUUUUUUUUAAUAUAUAGGAAUCACUGACCCUAGGUAGACUACAAUCUUUAAAUAAUGAUCAAAAUGCAAUCUUAGGACUAGACAAAGUUCAUAAAUUUAUCAAAUUUUAACACUAAUUCAUACAUCAUGUAGUAUACUUUUAGGGUUUGCGAUGUAUAAAUUUUAAAAAAUGCGACAAAACUACAGGCAGGGAGAAAAACAUAUUUAAAAUAUAGAAAUUUUCGGAAAUAAUAGUAAAAGCAUUUCGAAAUAUUUUCUUUUAAGGAAAACUUUGCUUCAUCAGAAUUGAAAAUACACAUUUAUUAAUUCGAAAUGACAAGUUCAGGCUUCUCGUACACAAAACUGAAGCUGACAAAUUUACCUAAUGAAUUCUAGUCUACUUCACUAUUGAAAGAACAGUUUAAAUUCUAUUCCGUUUUUAGUGAAAUGUAAAAUGACUAAAAUUUUGUAAUUUAAUGUGGCUUUAAUAUGCCUUAAAUUACUGUAAAACGAACAUACAGGAUGUACCAUCAAUCAAGUCACGCUUUUUUAGCCACAGUAAGAAGAGCGUUUAUUUCGCGGGGUUCAAUUACUUAUUCGUAAUUUUUCGGCGUUGUAUUCGGCAGCGUUCAUUUCAAUACAAAUCCUUGCCUUGAGUUUGGCAAUGAAACGAGUGUUGCUUGCGUAUGCUUAGAUUUUUAAAUAAUCUCAGAAAAAUUAGUCAGAAGUAGUAAAAUCAGGAAAUUUAUGUGGUUAGUGAUUGUCAUCUAUUUUUGGUCACAGUGUGGUCCUUCUGAGGCUAAAAUUUGGAGCACGGAGCUAUUAUGACUCUUGUGAAUUCUGAAAACACUAUCUCCCGUAGCUUCGUCGGUUUAUUCGAGCGUUCAACUGUAUAUUAAUGAUCUCUCAUCUACUUCAAACUACUAAUACAAACUAACGGUGCCUGUUGGCCACAAGAUGUUCGACGAAUUCUCGAACAAAAAUUUGCAAAUAAUUCGCUACUAUUUGGAGUUUAAGUAGAAACCAAAAUUUAUGCUCAAUAUUGUAUGUGUUGAGGCUUCCUAAACAUAACGAACCAAUUUAGUCUGCUAAAAAUACUAAGAAUAUAAAUAUUAAAUACUAGCAUUCAUAUCAGCCUUGAAUAUGAGGCAAUUAAUUUUGAUAAAGGUUAGUACUAAGGUACAUAUAUAAAAAAAUUUCAAAAGCUGCAUCUAAUUUUUUUUUUAAUAAAAAAACACCUAUUGUGACGUAACUAUAAUAGUUAGACAUAUGCGCCAUUUUUUGUAGAUAAUUAUAUGUUCUUCAAAGUCCUAGUAAGUAAAUUUAUAGGUCAUAUUUUACGCUAUGGGUUACAUUGUUGGCGUUUAUGUAAGUAUCACUAACUUUUUUAAAAAUAUAAUACAGCCUUUGUUCACCGGAGAGGGUGCAGCUUCCCAACGGUGAAAGAAAUUCUCAAAUCUUUAAAGUAGUUUCGACGCCCAUCCAAUUCAAACAAACAAACUGUCAAAUAUUAUUAUAUAAUAUUAGUAUAGAUUUAUUCGCUGUUUACAAGACAAUUUAAAUGAUGGCCCACUCUGUAUUUUUUCAUAUUUAAAUAAAAUAAUAUUGAAAAAAAUGUAUAAUAGCACAGCCAUUUUUUAUCGAUGUAAAUUUUAAACCACCAUUUCGCAGCACUAAUAUCUAAUGACUUCGCAUAAUGGGCCGCUAUUUUUUCGUUAAGCACACGCUUAUAGCUGUAAAAAUGUAAUUCAUAGCUUAGCAACUUUGAUGGCAAAAUGGAUAUUUUUUUAUAAAUGGAAAGUAGAAAACCCAUUUAAAUGAAAUGACUGGAAAAAUUACUAUUAAAGUUUUAUAAAUAAAGAGCGCUAUUAAAUUUAUGGCGUUUGAAUUCAAUUUAUUUCAUACACAAAAAUAAUAAAUUUUUUCUGUAAUUUCGCUUAGUUUUUUUAGUAACCUAGCUCAUUUGCACUAAUUUCAAUGUGUUUAUUUUCUUUCAUGUUGAUUUAUUAAAUUCAAUAAUUUUGUUUUUGUUUUUCUUUAAUUUAUUGAGUUGGCUGCGUGUUGAAUUAAAAGUUUUAAAUUAAUUUGCUGCGUUUCUAAUUAGUGGUCAAUUCCAAAUGAGUUAUUUACAUUAUAUAUAUAUGUGUGUGUGUGUGUGUAAUACCGUUACAAAUUGAGUUUAUAAACUAACAAAUAGUGUAUUGAAAAUACGGAAAAAAAUAUAUAAAAAAAUAACAAAAUAAAACUAAUAACAUAUAUAAACCAGCAAACGAAAUAGCGUGGAAAUAUCGAUAAAGAGAAGAGAGAGUAGACAAAAAUGUGUAGAGACUCAUUAAAAACACAAACAAACAAAAAAUAAGCAAAAAACGAAACACAAAUCCAUAACUGACAUGUAACUUCCGUUUCCGUUAAAACAACAGUAACACGAAUAUGUUAUUUAGUAGUUAUGUAAUGAAUAUAUUUUAAUUAAAAUAAUUGCAAUUAAAUGCAGUAGUGAAAAGAAGUGGACCGAAUGAGUAGAGGGACAGUAGAGCAGAGAUAACUAUAAUGGAAAAAAGCGAUCAGAGAGAAAUAAAAGGAGUAAAGAGAGCAGAAGAGCGAGCUAAGAAAUUGAAAUCAAAUAAUAGAACUAGUUGCAUUGUAAAAGCAGCACUGUCGAGUAAAAUUCUGAAAUUUUAGAAAUCUUAUUUUUUCGUGAACAAAAAAGCAAAAAAAAAAGUUUUUUUCGGAUGUUUUAAAAAUGAGAAGCUUACUUUUAUUAAAUUUGUAACAGAAAUAAAUAUAUAUUUAUACACAUAUAUUUCAAAAAUUACAUUUUCCGGUAUUAUUUUAUAUACCUUUUUAAUACUUAAUAAUUUAAAUUUUUUAUGCAUAAUUUUUGUUUUAAAAAUAGUAUACAAUACAAUGAUUUAAUAAGAUUUAUGUGCUGAAAAAAUUGUAUAGUCAAUAUGUUUUUGUUAAAGUUUUUUAAAUUAACAAAGCCUAUUUUAGAUACAAUCAUUUUUUUUUGAAAAACUUUAAACAAAAAAAUGCGUGAAAAAUUGUAUAUUCAACAGUUGUUUGCAAAAAAUAUUUAUUAUUAUUUUUUGUUUUUUUUUUUGCCAGAUUCUAUAAAAUUUAAUUAUAUUUUUUCAAUAGUUAGUUUAUGU